CUUGCGGCGGGCCGGCCGCCCGGGCGAGGCGGGGGAGGGGCCGUGAGCGCCGCAGUCGGUCGGCCAUGGAGCGAAGCUUGCUGGCGGCGAGGCCGCAACAAGGUAGCCACCCCCGCAGCAUACCUCGACCACGGUCUGCAGCUGCACCGCCUCCCCGCGUACUCCAGGGUGCGCUGGUCCCGGCCGCGCGCCCCGCUCUCCGCAUCCCGGGCGUGGUCGGUUAAGUCCCCGGCCGCGGCCCAGCCCCUGGGAGCUAGUCUCCGCCCCACAGCCGCCAUUCGCUUUUCCGGAUCCCCUUAAGAGUGCGCCGCACCAUGCAUCUCAAGCUCUUCCGGCGCCUGCUCCUCGCAGCUCUGCUGCUGGUGAUUGUCUGGACCCUCUUUGGGCCUUCGGGGUUGGGGGAGGAGCUGCUGAGCCUCUCACUAGCCUCCCUGCUCCCAGCCCCCGCCUCACCGGGGCCUCCCCUGGCCCUGCCCCGCCUCUUGAUCCCCAACCAGGAAGCUUGCGGUGGUCCCGGCGCCCCUCCCUUCCUGCUCAUCCUAGUGUGCACGGCUCCGGGGAACCUGAACCAGAGAAACGCCAUUCGGGCCUCGUGGGGCGGGCUGCGUGAGGCUCGAGGGCUCAGGGUACAGACGCUAUUCCUGCUGGGAGAGCCGAACCCACAGAACCCCAGGUGGGGCUCCCAUGGGAACGACCUGGCCUCGGAGUCACUGGCCCAGGGGGACAUCUUACAGGCUGCCUUCCAGGACUCCUACCGCAACCUCACACUCAAAACCCUCACUGGGCUGAACUGGGCUGACAAACACUGUCCCAUGGCCCGAUACGUCCUCAAGACAGACGAUGAUGUGUAUGUCAACGUCCCCGAACUGGUAUCAGAGCUGGUCUUGCGAGGGGGCCGUUGGGAGCAAUGGGAGACAAGCACGGAAUCUCAGAGAGAGGCUGAGGUUGGGAAUGAAGAGAAGGAAGGUGGCCAGGCCUUGCACAGCGAGGAAGUGCCUCUUCUGUACCUGGGCCGGGUGCACUGGCGGGUGAACCCCUCUCGGACACCAGGGGGUAGACACCAUGUUUCGGAGGAGCAGUGGCCUCACACCUGGGGCCCCUUUCCACCCUAUGCCUCAGGCACGGGAUACGUGCUGUCAGCGUCUGCUGUGCAGCUCAUUCUCAAGGUGGCCAGCCGGGCACCCCCUCUCCCAUUAGAGGAUGUCUUUGUGGGGGUAAGUGCCCGACGAGGAGGCCUCGCCCCAACACAGUGUGUCAAGCUGGCUGGUGCUACCCACUACCCCCUGGACCGGUGCUGCUAUGGGAAAUUCCUGCUGACGUCCCACAGGCUGGACCCCUGGAAGAUGCAGGAAGCCUGGAAGCUGGUGGGUGGCUCUGAUGGAGAAAGGACUGUGCCCUUUUGCUCCUGGUUCCAGGGAGUCCUGGGCGUCCUGCGGUGUCGGAUAAUAGCCUGGCUUCACAGCUGAGAGUGCUUGGGACCACAGGAAAGGCAGGAACAGGACCUUCUCUCUCCCAGGCCCAAUGCAGGGGCCCUCACUGGCUGCAGCUGAUAUGGUUCCUCAUACUACAUCCUCAGUCUCACUAAAGACAGGGAUAUGGGAGACACUGAGGGGCCUGGCCUGCCAGCCCCAAAGAUGGUCAUCAGGAAGAGAAAAAGAAACAAAAAAUGCUGCAGUUGUUCUCUCCAGCUAGGGCAGAAGAGGGGUGUUAAGCUCCUCAAUAAACUUGUCUCCACUUC
Molecule: messenger RNA, 1738 nt
Organism: Sapajus apella (tufted capuchin)
Lineage: Eukaryota; Metazoa; Chordata; Mammalia; Primates; Cebidae
Gene: B3GALT4
Product: beta-1,3-galactosyltransferase 4
Exons: 1
Coding region: 315-1466 (383 amino acids)
Cellular component (GO): membrane
Molecular function (GO): N-acetyl-beta-D-glucosaminide beta-(1,3)-galactosyltransferase activity
Source: RefSeq, a predicted model, not a curated record